AUGCCUGUACCACAACCUCAUAUGCACCAGAUGACUGCCUUCAAGGCACCACUUCAGAUCCAGGCUCCUCGCGUUCUUGAAUUCACUCCCCAGUUCGGCAACGAGGGCUCCACCUUCACUGUCACCCUCCAAUCAAGCCCAGACAGGUCACUCCGCAUUGGCUUUGGUACAUUGGUCGUCGACACAAAGCAAUAUGCUGCCAACGGAUACGUUACCCUCAGCUGCACAGUCCCCAACUUCUCCAUCACAAAAUGGUUCUCCAACAAGGUCCCUCUCUAUGUUCUCCAGAUGGAGAACGAUAUGGUCUUGGAGAGCUGGCCCUUCGGUGACUUUACCUACUAUGAUGAUCCCCAGAGCAAGCGUCUUAGCACCGACCGAAGCAUAUACGCCCAGACCUUGAACCAAAGCCCUGUUGCCAACAAGAAGCACAUCAUCGACAUUGACAUGAGCUCACCCUUGUCCUCCGCAACCACCAGCCCUCUCACCAGCCUUCCUCGCCAUGACUACUCCACAGCCACCAACAACACAAUGACCACGAUGACACCUGCUGCAUACUCUCGACCUGGAUAUUACAAUACCAAUCAAAUGAUGACCUCUCAGAUGCCCUCAUACUCACAAGCUGAUCUCACCGCUACCUCGACCUACGCCAUGACCACAGCCACCAACAGUACCGGUUACAUCCACCCUUCACAGCCAAUGACCACUCCUUACCCCAGUGCUAGCAUCAACUCGGCUCUCCCCAUCAGCAGCUAUAGCCCUCCUUACUCCAGUCUGUUGAACAAGGCCAACCUCAAGUUCAAUGGCAACUUGGAAGACAUGGCCAUCAACUGGAGCGGAGAGGAGUGGGAGUCCCACCGUCGUCUUGUCCAGUUCUGGAGACGUCAGGACAACAGCGAUAUCUACUGCAACUUUGCACCCGUUGCUCCAUCUCAGCGCCAGCCCAACAGCAUUGUUGUCUCCUGCAUCUACUGGGCCGAGAAGAACGACUGCUUCUUGACCUCGGUCGACUGCAUCUACUUGUUGGAGUCCUUGAUCGGAGUCCGGUUCACGGUUGAGGAGAAGAACCGAAUCCGUCGCAACCUCGAGGGAUUCCGUCCUAUUACCGUCUCAAAGUGCAAGCCCGAGAGCGCAGAGUUCUUCAAGCUCAUCAUGUCCUUCCCCAAUCCCAAGCCCAGAAACAUUGAGAAGGAUGUGAAGGUCUUCCCUUGGAAGGUUCUUUCCUAUGCUCUCAAGAAGAUCAUCAGCAAGUACACUGCCUCCUACAGCAGCACAGCCAGCAUCCAGAACGAGGCUUUCCACAACAUCAACUUUCCCCAUGGAUCGACCCUUCCCUUGACGGCACAACAGCAAUCUCUUCUCGAGUCCAGCAUGAGUGUAUAA
Molecule: messenger RNA, 1380 nt
Organism: Lobosporangium transversale
Lineage: Eukaryota; Fungi; Mortierellomycota; Mortierellomycetes; Mortierellales; Mortierellaceae
Exons: 3
Coding region: 1-1380 (459 amino acids)
Cellular component (GO): nucleus
Source: RefSeq, a predicted model, not a curated record